This is a messenger RNA of Drosophila sechellia, 1979 nucleotides long. It is a transcript of the gene mth, whose product is annotated as methuselah. The record is from RefSeq and is a predicted model, not a curated record. Bases 411 to 1979 code for a protein of 522 amino acids. Gene Ontology annotation, cellular component: plasma membrane. Lineage: Eukaryota; Metazoa; Arthropoda; Insecta; Diptera; Drosophilidae. Gene Ontology annotation, biological process: cell surface receptor signaling pathway; G protein-coupled receptor signaling pathway. The transcript has 10 exons. Gene Ontology annotation, molecular function: G protein-coupled peptide receptor activity.
GCGUGAGAGAGUAGGCGUUCAUUUUAAUUCAGUUCAGUUGACACAAACAUCUGUGCAUAUACGUAUCCGAAAAAGUUGGGCAGAACAAUAUAAAACUUAAAUGAUCGAUUGUCAAACGAACCCAAACUCUCAAUUUGAAAAUAGCCGUGAUACACCGAUCGAGAAGAAAAAAGCCUACUUGGAAGCCCAAGGCAUUGGAGGAACCAAGUUUUAAGUGUGUUGUGAUCAAAUGAUCAUCAGGAAGUUGAAGAUGAACCGAAUGAAAAUCGAAUUACCACAGAAUGCAGCCGUAGCUAACAAUGAAUUUGGAAUGAAAAUGCCUUCCAUAGCUAAGUGCCUUAUUGCUAGAGAAAUCCUCCUAAUUCAAAAAUCAACCAGAACAACUGUUCGGCCUAUACAACAAAAUAUAAAUGAAAACUCUUUUCGUUCUUCGGAUAUCAACUGUCAUACUUUUGGUGCUGGUUAUUCAAAAAUCAUAUGCAGACAUUCCCGAAUGCGAUUAUUUCGACACUGUCGAUAUUUCGGCAGCUGAAAGGCUACAGAAUGGAUCGUACUUAUUUGAGGGGUUGCUCGUUCCGGCCAUUUUGACGGGAGAAUAUGACUUCAGGAUUCUCCCGGACGACUCCAAGCAGAAGGUGGCCAGUCACAUAAGAGGAUGUGUGUGCAAGCUGAAGCCCUGUGUCAGAUUUUGCUGCCCUCACGACCACAUUAUGGAUAAUGGUGUGUGCAACGACAACAUGUCCGAGGAGGAGCUGACUGAACUCGAUCCCUUCCUUAACGUGACUCUUGACGACGGGUCGGUGUCCCGCAAACACUUUAAAAACGAACUAAUCGUCCAGUGGGAUCUACCGAUGCCGUGUGACGGAAUGUUCUACCUGGACAACCGAGAAGAGCAGGAUCAGUACACGUUGUUCGAGAACGGAACUUUCUUUCGCCACUUUGACCGUGUGACCCUUAGCAAGAGGGAAUACUGCCUUCAGCAUCUUACCUUCGCAGAUGGUAAUGCAACGUCUAUUCGAAUUGCACCUCACAACUGCUUGAUAGUGCCAUCAAUUACCGGUCAGACGGUUGUGAUGAUCACUUCGCUGAUAUGCAUGGUUCUAACGAUCGCCGUUUACCUCUUCGUCAAGAAACUACAAAACUUGCAUGGAAAAUGCUUCAUCUGCUACAUGGUGUGUCUCUUUAUGGGAUAUCUUUUCCUAUUGUUCGAUUUGUGGCAGAUAUCCAUAAGCUUUUGCAAACCAGCAGGUGUUCUGGGCUACUUCUUUGUCAUGGCCGCAUUCCUUUGGCUUUCCGUCAUCAGUCUACAUCUCUGGAACACGUUCAGAGGCUCCUCCCACAAAGCGAAUCGAUUCUUUUCUGAGCAUCGGUUUCUGGCCUACAAUACCUAUGCUUGGGGCAUGUCGAUGGUCCUGACCGGAAUCACCGUUCUGGCCGAUAACGUCGUGGAAGACCAGGAUUGGAAUCCUCGUGUGGGCGAGGAGGCACACUGUUGGAUAUAUACUCAAGCCUGGUCAGCCAUGCUCUACUUUUACGGUCCAAUGGUAUUUCUUAUUGCCUUUAACAUAACCAUGUUCAUCCUGACGGCUAGGCGUAUAAUAGGAGUGAAGAAGGACAUCCAGAACUUUGCUCACAGGCAAGAGAGGAAGCAGAAGCUGAACUCCGACAAACAGACUUACACAUUCUUCCUACGGCUCUUCAUCAUUAUGGGAUUGUCCUGGAGCUUGGAGAUAGGCUCCUACAUUUCGCAAUCCAACCAAACCUGGGCCAACGUCUUUCUGGUGGCUGACUACUUAAAUUGGUCCCAAGGAAUCAUCAUAUUUAUACUGUUCAUUCUGAAGCGCAGCACGUUGAGACUCUUGCAGGAGAGGAACCAUCCUAAAUCCACGAGGAGUGUCAUUUCUAACAGAUCGAUGCCGAGUCGUAUUACCGUGGGAACAACUCCUAAAAAUAAAGCACGGAACUCGACUUUGGCUUAA